AAACCUAUUUAUUAUGGUUAUACAUCUGGAAAAACGCACAAACACUGCCUCGUAGUACAAUAAUCGUUGCAUAUUAUCAACCAUCAUCGAGCGUCCUAAAUGUAGAUAGUGAUAAAGGAAUUUCUGCUCAGUCUGCUGUAGGAACUCGACUGCUUUGCAUCAUCGGGUUCAAUUUGAGUGAUUAUAAUGACUUCCUUGGCACUGUCUCGUGUUAAUUUCAACCUUCUAUCGAGAAAAUCUUUUCAGAAUGCACUCAAAACAUCCUCUCGUGGUUUAAAUUUACUCGAGUAUCAAAGUAAAAAGCUUCUGGAGGAAAGUGGCGUUGCUAUACAGGCCUUCCGGGUGUUGGAGGGUCGUAAAGAUGAAGACAUUUUAAAGGAUUUCAACGUACGUGAAUAUGUUGUGAAGGCACAGAUUCUCGCCGGCGGCCGAGGCAAAGGUCACUUUGAUAAUGGUUUCAAGGGAGGGGUCCAUAUCACCAAGCAACGCGGGGAUGUGAUUCCUCUGGUGGAAAAAAUGGUAGGCGCUAAGUUGAUAACCAAGCAAACUCCGAAAGAUGGGAUUCUUGUGAAGAAGGUGAUGGUCGCCGAUAGUAUCAACAUAGUUCGUGAGACAUAUCUGUCGAUAGUGAUGGAUCGCGAACAUAAUGGACCAGUGCUGAUUGCUUCGCCUGCCGGAGGAAUGGACAUAGAAGCUGUGGCAGAGGAGACACCGGAGAAAAUCAAAACCAUGCCGAUUCCCGUGAUAGAGGGUAUUACUCGCGUGCAAGCACUUGAUGUUGCCCGUUUCUUGGAGUUCGAAGGAGCACUGGCGGAGAAGGCCGCCGGUGAGAUUGAGAAAUUGUACAAACUGUUCCUGAAAGUAGAUGCGACACAAAUUGAGAUUAACCCCCUGGCGGAAACCGAUGAUGGCCGAGUAAUUUCCGUUGAUGCCAAGUUGAAUUUUGAUGACAACGCCGAGUUUCGACAGAAGGACAUUUUCGCGAUGGACGUUCACGAGGAUGCCGACCCGAAGGAGGUGGAAGCAAGCAAAUACAAUCUCAACUACAUCGCAAUGGAGGGUAACAUUGGUUGUUUGGUGAAUGGAGCCGGCUUGGCAAUGGCAACAAUGGACAUUAUCAAAUUGAACGGAGGCAGCCCGGCAAACUUCCUAGAUGUGGGUGGUAAUGUAAAGGAAGAGCAAGUAUUGAAGGCGUUCCAAAUUUUAACCUCAGACCAAAACGUAAAAGUGAUUCUGGUGAAUGUUUUCGGCGGGAUUGUUAACUGUGCCACCAUUGCUAACGGAAUUGUUAAUGCUUCCAAAACGAUCGGACUCAAAGUACCGCUGGUUGUACGACUGGAAGGUACAAACGUGGAUGCAGCUAAGAAGUUAUUGAAGGAAUCAGGACUGAAAAUCGACUCCGCUCAGGACCUUGACGAGGCAGCCAAGAAGGCUGUCAAAGCGCUAUGCUAAAUUAGUACUUCAUAAAAAAAAUCGCUUCAGUUAAGUGCAUUUAUUGUUAAGAUUUUACAGGUAAAUAUGUAAAGAACGAAUUUUCAAAUACAGUUUAAUUUUUUUAGUACCAACCUUUUUGAUUUGAAGGUAAAGAAUGAAAAUUUGAGCUUCCCCAUUUCGCUGUUAAAUAUAGAAAAAGAAAACAACGCUUGUAGUAGUUCCGACCAGAUUCAGCUUUAAUGAUAUCCAUCUUGAAAGUAAAAAAUGAACAUUUGUAUUCCUUGACAACUUUCUGUUGUUCCUGCGUGUGUGUGUUUUUCUUAACGAUUAUUCCCUUCUGCUCAGUACAUUUGCGGUUUGACUAUGCGCUGCUGUGCAAUACAUUUCUGUAUUUCUUCGAUUCAUUCCGUUCGUCUCACGAUUCAGCUUUAUUGAGUUACUUUCGAUCAACAAGAUCUAUCUGGACUUUGAUGUAGUCUUAGAAACAUAAAUUUCUAAAAAUCUAUUUACAUUUCGUCACCUUAACUCGGUCUAACAUGAAAAGUACGUCUAAUGUUUAGAUUUCGCUUUCGCUCAUUGCUUUUUUUUUCUCGAGCUAUCAAUCAAUACACGUUCAGUCGAUACUAAUCAGAGCGCGGUGAAAAAUACAAAUAAUAUUUCAGGCAAUUUAUAUCGACGGAUCUCACAUCUUUCAUUCAGUGUCCUUUGUGUGGAAGUCAUCCUUGGAAGCGAAGGUGUUUGUCUGUACUCCCUUUUUUAGUGUACACCGUAAGGUAAGGUUCUCCUGUCCUAAAUUUACUAAACACUAUCAGGAAAAUAAAAAAAAAUCAAAUGCAAAUCUUCUUUUUCU
This is a messenger RNA of Toxorhynchites rutilus septentrionalis, 2284 nucleotides long. RefSeq names its product succinate--CoA ligase [GDP-forming] subunit beta, mitochondrial (gene ScsbetaG). The coding region runs from base 187 to 1452 and encodes 421 amino acids. Gene Ontology annotation, molecular function: ATP binding; succinate-CoA ligase (GDP-forming) activity. NCBI's taxonomy places the organism in Eukaryota, Metazoa, Arthropoda, Insecta, Diptera, Culicidae. The transcript is spliced from 4 exons. The record is from RefSeq and is a predicted model, not a curated record. Gene Ontology annotation, biological process: succinyl-CoA metabolic process; tricarboxylic acid cycle. Gene Ontology annotation, cellular component: succinate-CoA ligase complex; mitochondrion.